Molecule: messenger RNA, 550 nt
Organism: Cherax quadricarinatus
Lineage: Eukaryota; Metazoa; Arthropoda; Malacostraca; Decapoda; Parastacidae
Source: RefSeq, a predicted model, not a curated record
AUGGCCAUUAAGUGUUUGAUUCCUGUAUCUAACAACAGAAGAUUUACACGCAUUUAUUUGGAAAUUGAAGCAAUGAAGCAGCUGGCUCAUCAGCAUGUAUGUAAACUCUACCAAGUGCUUGAGACAGACACAAAAAUAUUCAUGGUUCUUGAAUACUGUCCUGGUGGAGAGCUAUUUGAUUAUAUAGUUGAAAGAGAUAGGCUAGAGGAGGAUGAAGCAAGAAUAUUUUUCCGCCAAAUCACAUCUGCUGUAGCAUAUGUCCACAACAUGGGAUAUGCUCAUCGAGAUCUGAAACCAGAGAAUUUGUUACUGGAUGAUGAUCAGCAGUUAAAGUUGAUUGACUUUGGACUUUGUGCCAACCCAACUGGUGGUCUGGAUCAGCAUUUAGCAACUUGUUGCGGCUCUCCUGCAUAUGCUGCCCCUGAACUUGUAUCUGGACGAUUCUACUUAGGCAUGUAUAAAACAUGUUUCUCCAAAUAAAAUUCUACUUUGGCAGCAUUCUAGUUUGUCUGAAAUGCUUUGCCUAACUACGAAUUUUUCCAUGUAAGAA